This is a messenger RNA of Cordyceps militaris CM01, 1035 nucleotides long. RefSeq lists its product as uncharacterized. The transcript has a single exon. Gene Ontology annotation, molecular function: oxidoreductase activity. The coding region runs from base 1 to 1035 and encodes 344 amino acids. Lineage: Eukaryota; Fungi; Ascomycota; Sordariomycetes; Hypocreales; Cordycipitaceae. The record is from RefSeq and is a predicted model, not a curated record.
AUGGCGUCGCUAGCUUCCACAUUGCUUCGCUCGGGCCGCACAAAAGGCUGGGGCUGCGUCAGGCCGCAUCUGCGGCUUGGCUGCCCGGCCAGCUCUAGGCUCCUUUACUCGACAAACAGCAGGCUGUCCCACGCCGUCACGACGCUUCUCGCGCCCGAUCUCUCCUACAGCCAGAAUGUCGACCACGUCGGACUCGUCGCGCGCCACCUCGAGCAGGACGGUAUCCUCCGCAUCACACUCGGCUUCCGCGACGACGCCAGCCGCUACUUGGAAGGGCUGAUCCGAAGCCUGCACGCCCACCACGGGCACCGGCUGCCGCUCGCGCACAGCGCGACGCGCGGCUGGUUCUGGGACGUGCGGCCGAGCUUUGGCGCGACGUCGUCUUUUCAGACGGCGCACCAUCACCAGGCGCGCUCCGAGACCAUGGACGAGUUUCCGUGGCACACGGACUGCAGCUACGAGUACCCGCCGCCGCGCUACUUCGCGCUGCAGGUGCUGCGGGCUGACCGCUUCGGCGGGGGCACGCUGUCGGUGCUGAGCGCGGCGCGGCUGGGCGCGCACCUCGAUGCGGCGACGCGGGCGACGCUCAUGCGCGGCGACGCGUUCCGCAUCGCCAUCCCGGCCGAGUUUGUCAAGGACCCGGCGGCGCCGACGGCGAUUCGCGGGCGGCUGCUCGUGGCGGACGCGCAGGGGCGGCCCGGACUGAUUCGCUUCCGCGAGGAUAUCGUGACACCGCUGGACGAGGCGGCGGCGGCGGCGCUCAAGGCGCUCAAGGCCGCGAUUCAGCACCUCGCGGCGCAGGAGCACGAGACGAUGCACUUUGCGGCCGCGGAUCUGCCGGCGGGGUCUGUCAUCUUGCUGGAUAACAGGCGCUGGCUGCAUGCGCGGAACGAGGUGACGGAUCCGGAGAGGCACCUGCGGAGGGUCCGCUGGGACGCGGCGCCGUUUCCUGGGAUGGAGGAGACGACGGAGGAGCUGUUGACGGAGGCGGAGCAGGCGGAGCAAGCCAAGGUGAGCGACAGGAAGGCUGCAUAG